Eublepharis macularius is the source of this 1430-nucleotide messenger RNA. RefSeq names its product JNK1/MAPK8 associated membrane protein (gene JKAMP). Gene Ontology annotation, molecular function: ubiquitin protein ligase binding. Lineage: Eukaryota; Metazoa; Chordata; Lepidosauria; Squamata; Eublepharidae. The transcript is spliced from 7 exons. The record is from RefSeq and is a predicted model, not a curated record. Gene Ontology annotation, biological process: response to unfolded protein. Gene Ontology annotation, cellular component: membrane. The coding region runs from base 81 to 1031 and encodes 316 amino acids.
CGAACGGAAGUGACGUUUUUAGUAAGCGUUGGAGACCCUUUGCUUGUAUAGUGAAGGACCCGGAUGACCCUGUUUUGUCGAUGGCGGACCGCGGCUGGGGCGAGAUGGCUGUAGACAUUCAGCCAGCCUGCCUUGGACUUUAUUGUGGGAGAACGGUAGAAAUUAUCAACGGGACUGAAAUCCAUGGAAAUUGUGGGGUAUGUCCAAGAGGACAAAGAACAGAUGACCAAAAAAUCUGCCGGCAGUGUGAGGGAUCUCCAGAACGCUAUGACUGGCUUUAUCUCGGCUUUAUGGCAAUGCUUCCUUUGAUUUUGCAUUGGUUCUUCAUUGAAUGGUAUUCAGGCAAAAAAAGCUCCAGUGCAGUGUUCCAGCACGCCACGGCUUUAAUUGAAUGCAGUGUGGCAGCAGUUGUUACGUUGCUUGUGAGCAGUCCCUUGGGCUCUCUGCAGAUCCGGUCAUGCAAGGUGAAGAUGCUGUCCGACUGGUACACCAUGCUUUACAAUCCAAGCCCUGACUAUGUCACCACUAUUCACUGCACACAUGAAGCCGUCUACCCUUUAUACACCAUUGUGUUCAUAUAUUACGCCUUCUGUCUAGUAUUAAUGAUGCUGCUUCGGCCGCUUCUGGUGAAGAAGAUUGCUUGUGGGCUGGGGAAGUCGGAUCGAUUUAAGAGCAUCUACGCAGCUCUCUAUUUUUUCCCGAUCCUAACGGUGCUUCAGGCAGUUGGAGGGGGCUUGCUGUACUAUGCCUUCCCCUACAUCAUCUUAGUGCUAUCUCUGGUUACGUUGGCUGUGUACAUGUCAGCUUCCGAAGUUGAUACUUUCAAGGAUCUCCUCGUCAGGAAGAAGAGGCUCAUUGUGCUGUUCAGCCAUUGGCUGCUUCACGCCUACGGGAUCGUCUCCAUUUCCAAGCUGAAUUACCAAGAUUUGCCUCUGCUGGCACUGGUGCCUGCACCAGCUCUUUUUUACUUGCUCACUGCCAAGUACACCGAGCCCACACGGAUACUCGCGGAGGGAGCCAAUGGACAUUGACCUUAAUGGAUGCCAACCCAUGGAAACAGCAGGCUCUGUGAUCUUUGGAGCAAUCUGGGCCCAUCUGUCCUUCUCAUCUUAAGAGAAGUCAUUGGUUCUCUCUGGAACAUCUCCCAUGUUAGGUUCUCUAGGUUCAGCAGUCCUACAAGGCAGACUCUUUUCUCCAUGAGCAACUGAUGGACCACCCGUUGCUUGGAAUAUCUCAUCAACAGCCGGAGCCAAAAGUUCUGUUGACUUCAGUGGCAAAGGAUAAAGGCCCAUCCCUGUACAGACAUUGGUGCAUGACUUGUGAAUGUGAAAUAUUUUGUACAACGUUCUUGUUAAAACAGUCUGAAUAACUUAAUUUAUUUCACGGUGCAGUAUUGUAAUCUCAUCUUUAUUAAACGUAGUAAAGCUUCA